AUGGCAGCUACACCAUCAGGACUCCGGUGGCGCAGCCAUCCAAGCUUCAUCCUGUCCACCGUCGGCAUCGGUAUCUUCACCGACCUAUUCCUCUACUCGCUCAUCGUGCCCAUCCUGCCUUUCAUGCUGCACGAUCGCCUCCACCUCCCCCGGUCGGUCGUCCAGCAACACGUUUCAGGCCUGCUCUCAGCCUACGCCGCCGCAAUGCUGUUCGCCGCCCCCAUCACCGGUAUCGUCGCCGAUCGACUGCAGAUGCGCCAGGCGCCAUACCUGGCGGGCCUGCUAACGCUGUGUGCGGCUACGGCAUUACUUUAUUCAAGCACGAUGCUCCCCGUGAUGUAUGCGGCGCGGGCGUUGCAGGGCGUGAGUGCGGCGAUUGUAUGGACGGUGGGCAUUGCGUUGUGUGUUGAUACUGUGGGGUUGUCGAAUUUGGGCAAGACGCUGGGUACGAUGUCGUCCGCUACGUUGGCUGGGGUUGCGUUGGCGCCGAUUGUGGGUGGGGCCCUGUACCAGUGCACCGGGGUUCUGGGGCCAGUGGUUCUGUCGAUGUCCUUGAUUGCCGUGGAUCUCCUGAUGCGGCUGCUGGUGCUCGAGAAGACUGUUGCUGCGACCUUUGAGCAGGCUGUCGACGAGGCUUGUGAUACUGAUGGAGCUUUAGAUGAGUCUAGCCCAGCUCGGACAGCGGUGAACGCUCAAGCCACCGCUGAAGACCAGUCACAGCGUGUCGAUGAUGAAAGCCAGCCCCUCCUCCAGAACAACGAGUACAAACUAGCCACCAGCAAACCCUCAUGGAUCGUCCGCCUCAUGCCGAUCCUGCCUUGUCUGGGCAACUCCCGCCUGCUCAUGGCCUUACUACUUACCACUACGCAAUCCAUGAUCCUCGGCGCCUUCGAAGCCACCAUCCCAAUUCACUCAGCCGCGCUCUUUGGCUUCGAGUCCUUUAAAGCUGGGCUCGUGAUGAUGUCUGUCGCCAUCCCUUCCGUCGUCUGCGGGCCUCUGCUCGGCUAUGCCGUCGACAAAUACGGACCGAAGCUCGUGGCAACUUCAACACUUGUGCUCCAAGCCUGCAUGCUCAUGCUACUGCGCCUGCCACGCGCCGGUGGCGCUGAUCAGAUUGCCUUGUACGCCAUCACCACAGCGCUGUGCAGCAUCAGCAUAUCAGGCUGCAGCUCCGCUUCGGCCGUCGAGUCGGGCCUGGUGGUGAAUGCGUUCCAUAAGGCGAAUCCCACGCAUUUUGGUGCUCUGGGUCCGUAUGCGCAGCUGUACGCGUUGAAUUCCAUGGCGUACACGCUGGGUCUCGGAAUUGGACCGGAGAUCACAGGCCAGUUGCAGCCGGUCAUGGGGUUUGGAAAUACUUUCAUUGUGCUGGCGGUCGUGUCGGCCUUGACUGGUGUUUUGACGGUGCUGUACGUGGGAGAGAGCUCAAACAAGCCCAUCGUGGAAGGCUAA
Cyphellophora europaea CBS 101466 is the source of this 1449-nucleotide messenger RNA. RefSeq lists its product as uncharacterized. The coding region runs from base 1 to 1449 and encodes 482 amino acids. Gene Ontology annotation, biological process: transmembrane transport. The transcript has 2 exons. Gene Ontology annotation, molecular function: transmembrane transporter activity. NCBI's taxonomy places the organism in Eukaryota, Fungi, Ascomycota, Eurotiomycetes, Chaetothyriales, Cyphellophoraceae. The record is from RefSeq and is a predicted model, not a curated record.